AUGCCGGAGGAACCGCAAAAGUCGACUGGCAGUUCGAGUACAACAUCGCAGCAAGGAGGAGAAAAUGGCAACGGCGGCGGCGAAAAGUCAAACGCGACAAGGCGUGGUAGGUCACCCACGCCAGACGAUCCUACUCAACCGAGCCCUUCCUUCCACGAACUCGUCAUGCUCCUCGAGGAGAUCUCCAAGAAGAGCGACAAGAAACGAGAGUUACUGGGCCGGUUCUUUAACCUGGAUAACGAGAGACGACAGUAUGGACUCAAAGAGUCAAAGAUGGCAGACCUGUACAUCUCCAGUCUGAAAAUCCUGCCAGGCUCAGAGCCCGCCCUGAAACUCAAGAACUGGAAGGAAGGAACGCGGGACUCAGCUGGAGAUUUCAGCUUGGCGGUGAGGGAUGUGGUGGCGAGUCGGUCUUUGGUCACUCAUCCGAUGGGACAUACAAUCCGGGAAGUCAACCAGCUGUUGACUAAGCUAUCCAGGAAAGGGUCUGAGAAGGCAGAGAUAUUCAACACGUUGGUGCAGUCAUAUACGGCGCUGGAGAACAAAUGGAUCGUCCGCAUCAUCAACAAGGACCUCAAGGUCGGGAUGAGCGAAAACUCGGUCUUUCCCUGCUACCACCCAGACGCCCUCGAGUUGUUUAACGUGUGCAGCGAGUUGCGGAAAACGGUUAUCGACUGUGCAGAUCCGACAGUCAAGGUGGUCACGGCGAGCGUCAAUGUCAACCAUCCCUUCAAACCUAUGCUCUCGAAACGAUUACCGACAGCAAGGGAUGUUGUCAUCAGCAUGGAGAACAUGCCGUUCUGGAUCGAGACUAAGAUUGAUGGCGAGCGAGUGCAGAUUCACAAGGACGGGGAUAACUAUCGGUAUUGGUCCAGAAACUCGACAGAGUUCACGCAUCUCUAUGGCGCAACGCCCAAGGAAGGCUCUUUGACGCCGUUUAUUCAUCCGCUUAUUAAUCCUAAGGCCGAGAAGUUGAUUCUGGACGGCGAGAUGGUCGAAUAUGAUCCAGCCACGAAGGAGGUCAUUGGCUUCGGAACCGUCAAGACUGCAGGAAAUGAUCACUCGGACUCGACCCACAAGAGGCGUCCAAUGCUGUGUGUGUUUGAUGUGAUUAACAUGAAUGGGGCGUCGAUCAUCGAGCAUAGUCUGGAGACUCGUCGCGAGAUGCUCAACUCCAUUAUCCCAAAGGAAUCGGAAGGCAGGCUUGAGAUCCUGAAGCACACGAUAGGAACAACAGAGCAGCACAUUGUCGAUGCGAUUGAUGAGGCAAUUAUGGAUCGACAAGAGGGCGUGAUUGUCAAGAACCCGAGGUCGGCCUAUAUACCCAAUGGUCGUGGUGAGCAGUGGGUCAAGAUCAAACCGGAGUAUGUCGACGGAGUCUUUGACAGUCUGGAUGUCCUUAUUGUCGGAGGUUACUACGGAUCGGGCACUCGGGGCGGUCAUGGAGUGAUCUCGUCGUAUAUCUGUGCUGUACGGGACAAUACAUCGAAAUCUCAAACGGGGAAGAAGUUCUUGACCUUCUGCAAGUUUGGAUCUGGCUUCACAUAUCAGCAAAUGGGAAAAUUCAGGCAAGUUAUACUAAAGGAUUCUGGAUUGAGGCAUCUGUUCAUUCAGCGGCUGGGACCUCACUGGAAAGAGUACAAGUAUUACCGGGAAAACCCAUGGGUCGACUUAGUUGACAAUGCCAAAAUGCGACCCGACGUGAUCAUCGACCCUGAGAAAUCUAUCGUGGUGGAGAUCAAGGCAUCCGAGAUUCUGGCGAACUCAGAGUCCUAUGCGUCAGAGUAUACUGUCCGAUUCCCACGCUUCCUGCGUGUACGAGAAGACAAGGACGCGUCGUCCUGUAUGACUAUGAGCGAGGUCCAUCGCAUGUACCGAGAGUUCAAGGGAAAGCUGUCCAUGAGAGUCAUUGACACCAGCUUGACCAAGACAAAGACCAAGGCGAAGCAGACCGGACCUCGAAAAGUAAUACAAGCACAUUUGCUGCAAGCCAUGGUCGGGGAUACCAGUGUGGUCAAGGUCGAGACGGAUCUUUUCAAGGGUCAAGUCUUUUGGGUUGUUCAGGGCGAUGCAAUUCAGACCAAAGGAGAGCUCGAGGUGUUGGUCAAGCGUUUCGGAGGGAAGCAAUCGCAGUCGGCGCAAAUGGAUAACACCAUCGUUGUCGCUGGGGAGAAUGGCCCUGGUGUGGUGGGACUAAAAAGGAGGGGCGACAAGAACAUUGUGCUGCCGACCUGGGUCCGUGAUUGCGUCAAGGAGUUGAGGCUGAUCCCCUUGAACCCAAAGUACAUGCUGUUCACCACCAAAGAGACUGAAAAAGAGUUCAGACUGAUCAUGGACGAAUACGAGGACUCUUACACUGACCAACUCAGCACCAGUGCUCUUCAAGAGAUCCUCGGCAAGAUGGUGAACAGGAGCGACCUGGUGAAGCGAAGACGUGAAGAGAAGGCUCAGGAACGUGCGGCAACGAUAAGGACUAAGCGACUCAACAACCUCGAGGACCAACUUGACCACAUUGCCACUGGCACAGGGGUCGAUAGGGAUAUAAAAAGCUCACUUGCAGCCAUGGAACGCGCAGUUGGAGGCUGGGCUCAUCGAGAUGCAAAGAGGGCGCGCAAGAUCACGGCAGCGAUAACCCGAAAAUACUAUGGACAGGACGGCGAAACUGAACCCCCACUGGGAAUGUUUCAGGGCGUCGAAGUUGUCAUAGUCUAUCCGCCUCAACCAGAAGAGCACUUGGCGAACUCGGUGCUGAAGGACAACAAGGGCAAGCAGGUCAUCAAGAGCGAGUAUGAUCUGGACGGACACGGUGCGAGUUAUGGAGGAAGCGGAGCAGGAAACCGUGAGGGUGUUCGCAUCAAGAAUCAAACCAUGUUUGACAUGUUGUCCAAGGCAGUUGAUCAUUGGAAUUGGAAGAAAGAGAGUCAAGGCCGGACGAGUCCUUCUGACGAGGAGCUGUCCAUCCAGUCGAUUAAUCGGGAGGUGGAUAACUUGCACUGGCAGUUGGUCGCUGAAGAGACAAUUCAGAAAGAAAAGCUGGCCCACACUCUCUCCACCCUCACUGACUACAAGAUCUGCCGGAACAACCUUGACAUCGUGAAGGUGAUCCUGGAGUUCCAUGGGGCGAGGGUCAUUCCCCAAGAACAAUGCACCAUUGGCUUUUGUCAACGCCGCCUCCGAAACCGUGUCCGCCUUCGAGAGCGUCUCGAUAACAGCAGCAAAUCUCAGUUCCAGGAAGCAGAGGAGGAGGAGGAGGAGGAGGAUGUGGGUGUGCCCCUGGAGCUGGUGAUACUGUUUGAUCCACUGUAUCUCGACACGGUCGACCUCUGGAUGGACGCUAUGAAGGUGUCGGUCCUGUACGGUCCUCAAGCCAGCACGUUUGAGGUGCCUCGGUUGGUCACCUCGGACUGGGUCAUGCAGUCGCAGAAGAACAGGUACCGUGUUCCUGAGGAAGGCUACUACCCUGUCAAGUAG
Messenger RNA from Linnemannia hyalina, 3471 nucleotides. NCBI's taxonomy places the organism in Eukaryota, Fungi, Mortierellomycota, Mortierellomycetes, Mortierellales, Mortierellaceae. The record is from the annotation of a GenBank genome assembly.